This is a messenger RNA of Selaginella moellendorffii, 676 nucleotides long. Its product is annotated as NADH dehydrogenase [ubiquinone] 1 beta subcomplex subunit 9-like. Gene Ontology annotation, biological process: mitochondrial electron transport, NADH to ubiquinone. The record is from RefSeq and is a predicted model, not a curated record. Lineage: Eukaryota; Viridiplantae; Streptophyta; Lycopodiopsida; Selaginellales; Selaginellaceae. The transcript has 4 exons. Bases 60 to 431 code for a protein of 123 amino acids.
UAGAGAGUCAAUUUAACUCUUGUUGAAGCUCAGAGAGAGAGAGAGAGAGAGAGAGAGAGAUGAGUGCCUCUUUAACGAUCGCUGGUUUGGCAUCACUUGCGGCCCGGCGAGAUGCCCAGAGGAGACGGGUGUGUCGGCUCUACAGGAAGGCGCUCCACCAUACCCUUGAUUGGGUCAUAUUCCGGGAGCCCUUCUACAAGGAGGCAUCUAAGCUGAGAGCCAGAUUCGAUGUCAACAAGGAUGUGGUAGAUGUGGAUGCAAUAGAGAGGCUCAUUGUCAAGGGAGAGGCCGAGUUCAAGAAGUUCCAGCAUCCAGAGCCAUACGCAGUUCCUUGGUCCCCUGAAGGCGUAACGUAUGCAAGAAACCCACCUCUCCCAGCCGAGGUUGUGGUUGUAAAAGAUUGGGGGAGGGAAGACUGGAGCACUCACUAGAGGGCCUUUUUUGAGAAUAAGUUUAGUCUUCUCUCCACCGGAACGAGCAGUUUGGAUUGCAGCACCUGUAAAAGGCUGUGCUUGGCUCGUCCGCCGAUCUGAUCUGGACCAGCAUAAAGUAGGCAUGCCCAUAGUUGCACUUGGCACAGGUAACUGUCCAGCCCCACGGUUGUAAGAAGCUCAGAGCUCAUUCACACACACAUACCUGGUGUGCGAUCGCAAUUCUUCCAUGCGUCUUCUCCCCC